This is a messenger RNA of Coregonus clupeaformis (lake whitefish), 2133 nucleotides long. RefSeq names its product zinc finger protein 696. Gene Ontology annotation, molecular function: DNA-binding transcription factor activity, RNA polymerase II-specific; RNA polymerase II cis-regulatory region sequence-specific DNA binding. Lineage: Eukaryota; Metazoa; Chordata; Actinopteri; Salmoniformes; Salmonidae. The transcript is spliced from 4 exons. The record is from RefSeq and is a predicted model, not a curated record. Gene Ontology annotation, biological process: regulation of transcription by RNA polymerase II. Bases 306 to 1955 code for a protein of 549 amino acids.
GUCCAGUUUGUGGCGGCAAUACACCUUUUUGGGUUGUAGUUCGCCAUAAACCCACAGAAGAAGGGAGGCAGGAUCAGUGGAGUAGAAUAGAUCCCUUGCACACGACACCUAAAUGAAUUGGGUCGAUAAAUCAGUAUUUACGGUAGACUACCGUCAUAACCUCUGCCACCCGGAAGUAAACAAUGAAACGCUAACGGCUAGCGAGCUGCACACAUAAGAUAAACAAUAUCGCCAAUUUUACUCUACAAACCACUCAUCCAAUACAUUUAAUGUGUAAGCUUUGAGUGAAGUAACGUUAAGAGAUAAUGUCGAAUUCUGUACAUUUUCACUCUCAGCUCGCCUCCAUCAUGGAGGUAUUGGCUAACGCGGCAGUGGCAGAAAUCUGCCAGCUUGUAGACGAUGGCUAUUCCGUGUUGCGCCUUGAAAUAUCGAGAACUCAGAGCGAAAACCAGGCUUUGAAGAGCAAACUACGCCUGGUUGAGGUUCGUUCUAGAGAACGGUCUGUCAAAAGAAGCCUCGUGCCCCCUUUGACGAGCUGUUCUGGUGCGAAAGGAACAGAUCAUGUUGGAGAGAAGCAGUCCACCAGUGGAAGGAGAAAUGGAGGAUCCGUGGUGUUUGGGGACAGGAGUAUUAGGACUGUCAGUGAGGAGACCCUUGACACGACUGAGCAUCCUGAGGUAGUGGUUGUGAAGGAGGAGGAACUGGAAGUGGAGCUGAGAGACUGUGGCUCAAAGCAUAACCAUCAGCCCAGGACACUGAUUAGUGUGUCUCAGUCUCACGUUGCUGUGAACGACCAAAUCCUGAAUGUAGAAACUUCACCUGUGGAGGUCGGUGAGGAGAAACGGGACGCCGACAACCAGAGGCUCCAACAGACCGCAAAUGGACACAGCACGGCACUCCAGCACACACACAGCUCGGACUGUGUGACAUAUCAGAGAGACCUUCAUACAGCAGCUGGCCUCUCUCGUAUAGAGGAUGGCAGAGACAUGCUUGAUCCGUCUUGUUCUUAUUCGGUGGAAACUGACUCUACUAAGUCACUUGAUGCCCAGCCGCCCCUGAAUCAGAGUGGGGUUGCGACCUUGUGUGACAGCAUGGCUUCCUCUGCCUCACUGGGCUGGAAGCAGGAGGCCGGAGGAGUUGACACUCUUAAAAUGGAGGCGGGAAUGCCCUCCUGGACCAAAGGGAGGGCUAUGGGAAUGGGCCAGGCUGCUCAGUGUGGAGUUGACAUACCUGGGAAGGACAGGGAGGGUGUUCAGCUGGGGAACGGCACAAACGUCUGUUCUCAGAAUAACAUUAACUUGAGGGAGAGCGAGUCAUCAGAAGGGCGCAAGUCCAGCGAACCGGACACAAAAGGAUUCGAUACCUCCCUAGACUAUUUUUUCUCUCCGUCGGAAAUGGACGGGAUACAGACUCACCACCAAGGUGACGGCGCCGGAGGCGAGGAGCUGGCCUCUUGUCCGUAUCCUGGCAACAACGGUUUCGUCAGCCCUACAAACUCGACACAAGGAGGCCUCCUCUUCUCAAACAGACUAUUAAACUGCCAGGAAUGUGGGCGGCUGUUCUCCAACUCGCUAGACCUCGCACUGCACCAAAGAAUUCACAUGGGGGAGAAACUCUUCAGCUGCGCCCAGUGUGACAAGCAGUUCCUGCACCUGCACCAGCUCAAGACCCACCAGAGAAUACACACCAGGGAGAAACCCUUUAGCUGCACCCAAUGCGGGAAGCGCUUCUCCCAAUCCAGCCACAUCAAGAGACACAUGAGCGUUCACACGGGAGAAAAGCGGUUCGGCUGCAGCGUAUGUGGGAAGAGGUUUUCGCAAUCCUGUAGCCUCAAAGUGCACCAGAUCGUCCACACAGGAGAGAGACCGUUCAGCUGCACUCAGUGCGGGAAGAGUUUCUCAGUGCUCGGGAACCUAAUGAGGCACCAGAGUGUUCACAGUAGAAAGCAGGAUUAAGUCUUGAAUAAUAAUGGACAAUGCAUUCUGUUUAUAUCGUGUUGGUAAAAUAUUAUGGAUAUAAUGAGUUUUUUUGUACAUCAUGCAUGGUAAACAUUGUUGUUUUGUGAUAAUAGUGUGAAGUGAACUGAUGUCUCUUGGUGUGAUGUGAACAUAUUAAAACAUUCCCCCUGAAAAU